Molecule: messenger RNA, 1638 nt
Organism: Filobasidium floriforme
Lineage: Eukaryota; Fungi; Basidiomycota; Tremellomycetes; Filobasidiales; Filobasidiaceae
Exons: 6
Coding region: 1-1638 (545 amino acids)
Source: RefSeq, a predicted model, not a curated record
AUGACAUCCAACCACCCACUCUUUCCUCCCUCUGCUCACCUCGGCGUCAAAAGACCCAUCGCUUCCAGCUCAACCUCUACCUCUACCUCGAACGCUUCUCCUUCUCCUUUUCCCUCAACCUUUACGACAAAGAGUACGACACCGGCGACGACCCCGCCUAGGUCUUGUCGCCGUCCGAGCCCGUUGAGGAACAAUUCUUUUUGCUCGGACGAUCUCGAUAGGGAUGGUGACCGUGAUGACGUCAAGCGCGGUCGAGCAGAAGGAGAAGAGGAGGAUGCGGAUGGGGAUGAGGAUCAAGGGAUGAUGAGCAGUUUUUGUGAGAGCAUCGACGAGAACGAGGCGCAGGGGAGUGAGGUGGAGCACGACGAGUCCAAGGCGAAGGCCCAGGCUGGGCUUGGGUCCGAGUGGAAGUCUGCAUCGGGACUCGGUGCGGGAUCCAAGUUCCCGUUGAAGAGGGAGCCGAGUAACAGGCCGAAGAGGAGGGAUUCGGGGAGCGAGGUCGAAGAUGCUCUCGAGUUGGAUUUUGCUAGCCCGUUCGUCCAGGCUGAGAGGACGGGGAAGGAGGACGUGGACAUGCACCAUUCAGCCGGGGAGGUCGAUCCGGCCGAGAAACCUAGGGCCAAAUCAACUUCGAUCUCGUCUGCUACCUCGGGGACGGGAACGCUAGCGGGAUCGGCGGGGAGGACUUAUCCCGGUUCUAUGGGGAGAACGAUCAAUUACAACCCUUCCCACUCGACCUUGUCCUCCAACUCGACUUCGAAAUCCAGCUUUAUCCGACCUAAACCUUCGUUCCCCCGUUCGGCGCCUCUGCGACCGUUAACCCUGGCUUCCCUAUCACACUCCGGCGGGUCUAGCUCUGGACCUAUCUUAGGAGCCGGAGGGAGGUACUCGACCCCUCAUGCGGGGAUGAUGGCUGCUGGUUCUUCUGGUGCCGGUGCUGCAGGGAAAGUUGCGGUACCUUCUAGAGCACACAGUACACCUGUUCCUCUGCGAGUCUUUCGUUCUAAGCACAACUCGGUCACAAUUCUCAUCAUGGCUAAGAUAAUGCCCGAACUCGAAAUGCGGAACACCUCUGCUCAUGCGUCGAAGGUUGUCGCCAAACUUCCCGACUCAUGUCAAUACUCACGAUUGGUUGUGCGUUCUGAACUGCCGGUCCAUCGUGAUAUAUAUCCGAUGGCUGAAGCGUCGACAUCCGGCCCUGUGCGGCAGUACUUGAGGUCUGGGGACAAUCGAGAUAGGAAGUCUGUUGAUACCCUGUUGAUUGCGGGACAGACCACGCUUCGAAGUCUAGAUCACUUGGACCAAGGGUACCAUCGUCUGUGCCGAUUUGGUACCAAAAUGCAUUGGUCAGAUAUUCGUCAACACAUAUAUUCCCCUGACCAUGAACGGCAAGGACAGAGCAUGAGUCGAGCAAUCAGUCAAUACCUUCCUAGCCUUCCUUUCAUUGCCAUAUUUAUGCUCUGCCCGAUGUACCGUCUCGAGGCCUUUGAUUACGUGAUCCAAGUGCAAUGGGACAUGCAAUCACCCUAUAUGACCAGUGGAGGACGCCUAUCUUCCUCUGCCAUCUCUUCCGGAUCGACCAAUACAGAGAUGAUCGUCUCGUGGCUCCGGAACAAUCAACGAUCGCACGGGGAUUGA